This is a messenger RNA of Colletotrichum fioriniae, 2604 nucleotides long. Lineage: Eukaryota; Fungi; Ascomycota; Sordariomycetes; Glomerellales; Glomerellaceae. The record is from RefSeq and is a predicted model, not a curated record.
AUGGCAACUCUCAGCGACGACGACGUUGAGAAGCUCUUCUCUGGAGCUCCUCAGUACUUUGCUCGCUCCGAGGGCCAUUACACCGGCGCUCCCCACCCAUCUGUCGCCUUUCCCUGGGACGAGUCGCUCGAGAUCCGCGACCUGACCGACCAUGUCCAGAUCGAGGACGCCGCCUGGAGCUGCAUUACAGCCUGGCCUCACAUCACAAGGGACAUGAAUUCCAAUCCUGCUGCUAUACGAUGCGCCAAGGAAAGGAAGCGAGCCCACUUCUACCCACGAUGCCGAGAACGGCCUAAUAUGCUCAGUAUGCAAGGUUUGGAGAAGGGCACAAUGGGAUACCAGGCGGCUCUAGAGAUGCCCGUUGGCGAUGCGCUUCAGGAAGAGCAGUUUGGCUUCGACAGCAUUGGAUCCAAGGCCAAAGCGAUUGUCGAGCAGCGCCAGAGAAUGUUGGCUUCCAAAGACGGACUCCGCCGCUUGGAGGAAUCGUCCAUUUUGGAUCAGCUCAUUAAGAAUGGCGCCAGGUACAAGGAGAACAAGGUCCACAGAAAGAUCCACAACACCCUGUACAACGAGCUAUUCUUGGGCAUCCUGCAUCCUCCGACCCGUGUCAUUGACCACCACGACCCCUACAGCCUCUCUGUACAGAUCUCGGCGCUUGUCAAGGUCCUUGCUGCACCCAACGUCUGGAUCGACUUCUCCCACGUGGAAUGGAGAAUCAGACUGGGUCAGAUACUCUGGGGUUCUUUUGAGGGCGAUGAGCUCGAAACAGACGUCGAGAUCGACGACGCCGACAGCAACGAUGAGCGCAAAGAGGAGAGAUACUGGCUGCUGCUCCAGAUUCUCCUGGCAUGUGAGCUGCUCAUUAGGCUAGAUGCCAUUACAGAGGGCGAAGAGCUCGGUAUCGAGAGCAUCAGACCCACCGAGAUUAAGCGCUUCGAAAAAGAUGCAAACUCAACAGUCAAGUGGUCAUUGCACUUGGCACGCGCUUGGCUGGAGAACAUUGAAAUCAUUGAGCGAAAGGUCGAUCCGGCGAAUACUCAAAAGCGCAAUUCUGGCGGAUGGCUGGCAUCUUUGACCGGGAAGAUGAGCCUCCACCCAAAUAGCCAUGCUCAUUCACACGGCGACGUCUCCGUGUACACCAUUCAGGGACGGUACAGCGAGAGACAAGUCAAUGGCUUGACAAAUUUUGCAAGAAAGCUUCGCUGGCCCGAUAUCGAAUCAGACACAUACGCCGAGCAGAUUUCUGAGACAGUCAACAAGGUAUCAGAAGCAACGCCGAUUCACACGCCAGCAGAGACACCAAUGAGUAUCGAUACAAAGAGAUCAUCUUAUUUCGGUGGCGGUCGGACAGAAGCGAGCGUUACUCGACAUCCGUCCGGAAAACACAAGAUCUCGGCAGCUUUGCAUCCAUCGGGAUGGCUAUCCAAAUCUUAUGUGUCCGGCCUCAUGCUUCCGGGCGAAGGACUGUACCACUUGAUCAUGACCACUCUCUUGGAGAACGACAAGGAGGCAAUGUCCAAAUUGGGCCCGAUGGCGAACCUAUGCGGUGGUUUCGUGUAUCGUGGAAAGAGUUUUUGGAGCACUGCUUGCAUUAUUGGCCGCGUUCUGGCUGCUGGUGCUGGCUCUGCUCAAUGCAUGGGAUGGAUCUCGAGCGAUAUCACUCCCCAAGGACAUGGUGACGGCUGGGUGAAUAUCGAUGUUGCCGAAGUCUGUGAUGACAUGAAAAAGACAGGCAAGCAAGCCCGAUUGUGGGGUAAGACUCACGUCGAGCGCGAGUCCUGUGUUCUGGGUGAUGCGGAUCCCAGCUCGGUGCUACCCGCGGAUUUCAUCAUCCCUUAUGAGAAUAACUAUGCGGAGCCGCCUCCCAGCUUGAGCAUUUCCUUGACGUCGCUCAAUUUGUCCGCGCCCGUGGACUCGGCUCGCACCACCCCGACUGAAGAGACGGUGAUGACACCCUUCUCGGACGUGACCCGAGCUCACGAACUCUACACAUAUCCGGCCUCCAUCUCCUUUUCUGUUGGCCCCAACGGCGGCGAAGCAAAGGAGCACCAAUUUUCCCUGACGAAGGACAUCCAUUUUGUCACGGCUCACCCUUGCCACCCAUCUUCCCACGUCAAGGUCUUGAGGUCCCCUUCAAGCCCCACCAUCCAGCAGAUCGACGUGGACGGUAGCGGCAUCGGCGGUGUGAGCUCUAAGCCGGCCACCAUCACGGAGCUUCUCGAGAAGCCGGACGCCUCCCUAGACAGUUUACUCCUCAACACGUCAUCCGUCCGGCGUCCAUCUCUCACUCCCACCAUGAACACCACACCUCGCGUUCUGGUCAUUGACUGCAUCACGGGCUUCAGGCGUCAAGCCCCGACGCAGGAGACCCCCACGUCUCCCAUUCUCGAACGUACCGCCAACGGUGCCAGCCUUGCGACGACCAACAUGCACCUUGAGUCCCGGCGUCGCCAGUUUGGAAGCGACAUGGAAGUCCUGGUGAGAGCGUUCUGCGCAGAGAAGGGCUGGAAUGCCAUCAUCUCGAGGCGCCGGCGGGGUUGCCUGGCAUGCGCCAUCAGAGAGGCUGGCGCUCUGGCUUGGAAGGUCAUCAUCCGCGUUGACUAG